AUGUCUACAACCCCCAACCCGCGCAGUCGCGGGUCGCCCGCCGCGGAAUCCACCCCCGUCGGAGACAGAGACACCACGCUAACGGGGCUUCAACGUCUACCCCUCCACUCCCGUAACCCCAUCACCCCCAGCCGUCUCGCGACAUCGACAACUCCCUCAGGCAAUCGCUCCGUGUCGCGUCGGACGCCGCGAAACAGAGGCGCAGGGGCUCCGUCAACACCGCAUGGACUGCGUGCGAUGCAGCGCCGGGCGGCGAACACGCCGGCCCGGGAUCGACGCAAGAGCGUGAAGGUGCAGCGAGAGACGACGUUUGAUAUUUUGCGGAAUCUGGGACGGGCUCUGGCGCCUGUAUCUCAGCCUAUUCAAUCAUCACCGCAUGUACCGGAGCCGGUGCCGGAGCCGGAGAUCGAUGAGAUCGAGGAGCUAGAUAACGAGCCGGAGGUGGAACGGCCGCGUCUUUCUUUGCCGUUAGAAGAUGCAGCGGAGGAGGACGGUGAAGAUGAUGCCAGCCCCCCGCCGCGUCCGCCGAGGCUUUCGCUGGCGUUCGAGGAGGAAGAUAUCACGGUUGAGUAUCCGCGUCGGGCUCAUGAUAAAGGUCGACUAUCGAUGAUGAGUUUUGGUGGGUCUCGGCUGAGUGAGAACUUCGGCGAGGCUGGGUUGGAGAGCGAAGAUGAGGAUGGCGAUGAUACGGGGAUUGCGGAUGACGAUGAAAACCCUGACGAGACGGUCAUCAGCCAAGGGGCUUUUGAUAGGGGCGGAGAGACGGAAGACCUGGGAAAGUUCAACCUCGACUUUAACUUCCCGUCGCCCGUCCCGGUUGACUUGGAUCCGGAUCCGGCCAUGAACGAUGACGACGGGUUCGAGCUUCCGGCCGUGGGUUUACCGGAAGAUACAGGAUUUCCGUCGGACAGUGAUGAUGGCAACGAGCCUCUUGCUGACUUCGGCAUGGACGCGAAUCCCUCGCCUCGCUGGUCCCCGGCACCGAUGAGUGAAAGCCCCGGGGUGGUUGGGGGAGGACUGCGUGAAGAAGACACGAUCAUUCAGGGCUCCAAGCAGAAGAAGCUCUCCCGCCAUGGCAUCCCCGUUCCCAACAUGCCCGCCGGAGUCAUCAAGAAGCUGGCUACACGGUUUGCGCCGGCACGGGCUGGGUCCAAAACCAAGAUCAACAAGGCCACCUUGGCGGCAAUCGAGCAGGCCUCUUCGUGGUACUUCGAGCAAGUGAGCGAAGAUCUGGCUGCCUACUCAAAACAUGCGGGACGGAAGACGAUCGACGAAAGUGAUGUAGCCGCUCUCAUCAGAAGACAACGUCAUACGAACAAUGCGACUACUAUGUUCUCGCUGGCACAAAAGCAUCUACCCAAGGAGCUCUUGCAAGACAUGAGGCUGUCGAUGCCGCCGUGA
This is a messenger RNA of Aspergillus affinis, 1401 nucleotides long. RefSeq lists its product as uncharacterized. Gene Ontology annotation, biological process: replication fork processing; resolution of meiotic recombination intermediates. The transcript has 5 exons. The coding region runs from base 1 to 1401 and encodes 466 amino acids. Gene Ontology annotation, molecular function: protein heterodimerization activity; chromatin binding. NCBI's taxonomy places the organism in Eukaryota, Fungi, Ascomycota, Eurotiomycetes, Eurotiales, Aspergillaceae. Gene Ontology annotation, cellular component: Fanconi anaemia nuclear complex; FANCM-MHF complex. The record is from RefSeq and is a predicted model, not a curated record.